This is a messenger RNA of Parastagonospora nodorum SN15, 3015 nucleotides long. RefSeq lists its product as hypothetical. The transcript is spliced from 7 exons. Gene Ontology annotation, cellular component: cytosol. NCBI's taxonomy places the organism in Eukaryota, Fungi, Ascomycota, Dothideomycetes, Pleosporales, Phaeosphaeriaceae. The record is from RefSeq and is a predicted model, not a curated record. The coding region runs from base 1 to 3015 and encodes 1004 amino acids. Gene Ontology annotation, biological process: tRNA methylation.
AUGCAGCUUCGUACUGGGCGCGCUGACCAGGCUGAUGGUGUGGCUCGAGCGUAUUCGCUGCUGUAUUUGUUGCUGGACAACUAUCCUGGACCGAAGAAUCCGACUAACUUUUCGUCGAGUCUCGACCUGUUCGUGCACUUGAAGCAGACAUUGCGGGGCACACUUGUAUUUGCUGCACAAAAUCUCACGGAAGCAGUCAACGGGAAACCUGUGCACGGAACUUUUGCCGCUCUGAGGUAUAUCAUUGACCAAGAAUCAUUCUAUAACCUCAUGUCAAAAGCACCGAUGGGGGAUUUUGAUCAAUGGAAGCAAGCACAUGACGAGCUUUUGGAGUCUGUUGCUGACUUCUGGAACUCCGUCCAACACAUCCUUUGCGCAGAUGCGCCUGAAGGCCUCGUUCCUGACGAAAUGGAGGAGGAAGCAAGCCUCGACACGAAGGAAAUCCUCAGCUACUCUUGGCGAGGUGUGAAAGAAGCUAGUGUAUUGCUUCGUGUUAUGAUUGCGAAGGCUCCAAUCGGUGACGAUGAACGGGCGCUCAUAUCUCCUGCUCUUUUCGAGAGACUAGGUCAGCUCUGCUUCACGCAGCUUCUUGGGCUUCGUCAUCGUGGUGCUUUCUCCACUGUUUCGCAAACCUUUGCAGCCUUCUGUAGGCGCUGUGUGUCGUCAAAUAUUCCAGCACUCCGUGCACUACCUGAGACAUGGUACCAGGAAACGCUACUAUCAAUCCAAGACAAAGCUGGCGCCAUCACACGUAGAUCUGCCGGUAUCCCCGCGCUCAUGGCAAGCAUCACGGCCGCAGACUCAAACAAGCUCUUUCCACGCGCCAUGAGCGACUUGAUAUCUGAAGCUUCCACCGAAGCUCAGAGCACAAAUAUCGAAGAGAGUCGGCUACCCCAAGUGCAUGCGCUCAACUGCAUCAAAGAGUUCUUCACGACUUCAAGGCUCAACGUGGCGUCUGAAGCUUACAUGGGCCAAGGGCUCGAACUUGCUGCAAAGACACUGAAUUCGAACAUUCUCAUGCUCUUCAAAGCGCUGAUCGAGCGACUGCUUGGUAGCAGCGAAGCCCAGGACUGGAAGGAGUUAGAACGUGCAAGGACCUCGCGAUUCUCAUAUGAUGACUACCCUAGUCUUGUCGCUAUCCUCACCGAUCUCCUCAAUCCCGAAGGCCCACUGAAGCAGUCCAUCGAGAGUGCGCCUGCCAGUGGCUCACCGCUUGAUCUUCAUGGCGGGGAAGGAGUGUUUCCUGCGUUGCAAAUCCUGCGACAAGCACGACCUCCAGAAACUCACCUCGACGCCAUUGUGGCUUCAGUGGAGAGGCUCUUGGCAAGCCCGCAUUGGCAUCUUCGUGAUAUGGCAGCGCGCACUGUAGUCUCGCUGCGACCGGUGCACCAGUUGUACGAUGCUACUUUUGCACUUCUUUCAAAGAGAACUGAGUCCCACAAUGUCCGACAUGGAACACUCCUUGCUGUCAAAUACAUGGUCAGAAAGCUGCUGCAAAGUCCUGAUGCUUUGAACCAAGAGGACUUCAGCCAUCUGAUGCAAAAGCUAGGCCAGCCCCCCGAGGAAUGGUACAUUUCCAGUCAUUGCCCUUUCACCAGGGCCGCUUUCCUCGAUGUGGUCAGCCUCUGUGGCAUGGCACUGGCUCCAUCGAUGGGUCCCCAAUACAAUCUUGGUGUGAGUGCAGCAGCAGGAGAUGACUUGCUAAGACAGUCCUUGGCACAAACGUUCUUCAUCGAUCGCACCAUUCUUCGCGAAAACAGUCUUGCGGUCAUGACAUCGGAGGACUACCAGGGCAUGGAUGCAGCCUUGGUUCUACUUGCGAAUAAAGAUCAAGACACUUGUUGCAUGGUAUUGGAAACGCUUGACCAGAUACUAAAGCUUCAGCCAACGAACGGCAUCACUAUACCACUCGACUUAGUACUAGCACACGUCUACAGCGUGCUGCUAUCCGCCAGAGACGCAGAAGUCAUUUCAAAAGCCCAAGACGUCCUUGCCAACAGUCUCACGAUCGGUACCUAUAAGACAAGCUUCUUCGCUCUCGUCUCAGAAGACCAAGUCCUCCUCACCCUCACAAAACUCGAGCACCAAUGCCUCUAUGGACCACCCUCAAACACCCAAAGCGGCUUACACCUCCUCGGCUUCUUCCUCGACCAUGCCUACGCAAACUAUCCAUCCCAGCGCCCCAGCAUACUGAAGGCAAUUGCCCGCUACAUCCGCAUCCUGCGCAUGACCAUCACCGACACAAAUCCCUUCGACAUGCGCCUCGCCGCCGCACAGUCGCUAUCCGCACUCUCGUCUAUCUGGCACGCCGAUGGCCCACUCAUCCUCGCCCUAUCCCUCAUCCUCCACACCCUCCUAAACGACGACGACGACGACGAAAUCCGCACCCUCGCCGCACGCACAACAUCCACCCUGCUCCACUCCCAAUCCCACCCAAAUACGAACCACACAGUUCCCCUCCUCUCAUCCCACCACCUGGCUGCCUUCCUCGCCCAGAAAUUCGCCACCUCACUCACCCUCGUGCGGGAAAUCUCGCGCCGCCUCAUCGACCCCUCAAUCCCCUUCGCACAGGAACUAGACAGCGCGAGGACGGAAAACACCGCGCUGUUCGUGCAGGAGAAACAAAACCUCUACUUGGACCCUGCGCUGGAUUACGUUUUAUACUCGCGCAUACUCAUGCACUCCAACGUCCCCGCGUCCACGUACCGUCAAAUCCAGACUUACACCCUCGCUGCUCUGGCCCUCCUCACGCAAACAGCGCGGCAGGAAAAAGAUGGCGCGCUGGGAUGGAGCAGUAAGCCCGAUGUGUUUGCGCUCGUGGUGCGGGUGAUUUGCGCGGCGGAAGUGGUGCUGGGCGCGGAAGUCAUGGUGGGAUUGAGGCGGUUUGCGGAUGCGUUGGAAGCAGGGGAGGGGCAUGGGUUGUUGGUUGAGAGGGUAGAGGGGGUGUUGGAGAGGGGGGUUGUGCGGAUGCUGGGAGAUGUUGGAAGUUCUUUGCGCAGGAUUGGAGAGUUGUGA